AUGGAUGUGGCCGAGAGCCCUGACCGGGGCCCACACUCUCCAGAGGACGACAAGCAGCAGCAGGGGCUCUCAGAUGACGACAUCCUGAGAGAGAGCAGCUCUGAGCAGGAGCUGGAUGGAGCUGCGGGGAGGGCGUCCGACCUGGACGACGAGUCUGACCUCCACACCACCCAGGGACUGAGCCAGGGAGAGGACGAGCGCUCUGACGAGGAGGGCCCAGCCAGUGGGCCUCAUUCUCAGGACCCGGACUCAGAGGCCCAUGAGCUGAGCAGGGGCCCCAUGAGCCCCCUGUGUGAGGAGGAAGGAGCCAGGGGCAAGGAGGAGCGCACCAGUGACAACGGGGAUGAGGCAUCCUCUGUCACCCGGGAGCUGGAUGAGCACGAGCUGGACUAUGAUGAGGAGGUCCCUGAGGAACCCACGCCUGCCGCCCAGGAGGACGCAGCUGAGCGAGCAGGGGCCGAGGGGAGCGAGGAGAAGGGGGAAGGGGCCCGGGAGGAGGAGGACCCCUCCCCAGACGCUGUGAAGGAGAAGAAGAAAGAGGACGAUGAUGGGGAGAUCGAUGACGGGGAGAUUGACGAUGAUGACCUUGAAGAAGGCGAGGUUAAGGACCCCAGUGACAGGAAGGUGAGGCCUCGCCCUACCUGCCGCUUCUUCAUGAAAGGAAACUGUACCUGGGGCAUGAACUGCAGGUUCAUCCAUCCUGGCGUCAACGACAAGGGCAACUACUCCCUCAUCACCAAAGCCGAGCCCUUCCCACCCAACGGCGCCCCGCCGCUCGGCCCCCACCCGCUGAUGCCCGCCAAUCCCUGGGGGGGCCCAGUAGUCGACGAGAUUCUGCCUCCACCACCUCCCGAGCCCCCGACAGAGAGUGCGUGGGAGCGAGGACUCCGGCACGCCAAGGAGGUUUUGAAAAAAGCCACCAUCCGGAAGGAGCAGGAGCCUGACUUUGAAGAGAAGAGGCUCACUGUGACCAUCGGCGAGGACGAGCGCGAGUUCGACAAGGAAAACGAGGUGUUCCGAGACUGGAACUACCGGAUCACCAGGGACGUCCGAGAUACAGCACUUGAGCCUUACGCAGACCCGUACUAUGACUAUGAAAUCGAGCGGUUCUGGCGUGGCGGCCAGUACGAGAACUUCAGGGUGCAGUACACAGAGACAGAUCCGUACUCCAACUACCGGGACCGGGACCGCGAGCGAGAGCGGGAGAACCGGCAGCGGGAGCGGGACCGUGAGCGGGAGCGAGACCGAGAGCGGGAGCGGCGGCAGCGGGAACGCGAGCGGGAGCGGGAGCGGGACAAGGAGCGGCAGCGGCGGAAGGAGGAGUGGGAGCGGGAGCGGGCCAAGCGCGAUGAGAAGGACCGGCAGCACCGGGAGCGUGACAAGGACAAGGUCAAGCCCCGCUCCCCGCAGCUGCCCAGCCGGCAAACUGAGCCCCUGAAGAAGGAGGCUGCAUCUGCAGGUCCUCAGGUGAAGCGGGCAGAUGAGUGGAAAGACCCUUGGCGCCGAUCCAAGUCUCCCAAGAAGAAACUUGGGGUGUCGGUCUCCCCCAGCCGUGCACGAAGGCGUCGAAAAACAUCGGCCUCGUCAGCCUCUGCCUCCAACUCCUCCAGGUCCUCCUCACGGUCAUCCUCCUACUCCGGCUCCGGCUCGUCACGGUCCCAUUCCAGGUCUUCGUCUUACAGCUCCUACUCCAGCCGGUCUUCCAGACACAGCUCCUUCUCAGGCAGCCGCUCCAGGUCCCGCUCCUUCUCCUCAUCGCCGUCUCCAUCGCCAACACCGUCCCCCCACAGGCCCACCAUCAGAGCCAAGGGGGAGCCAGCCCCGCAGCCGGGGAAAGCGGGGGAAAAGCUGCUGAAGAAGCCCCCACCACCACCUGCCCUGCCUCCGGCCACCAAAACCACUGCCCCCAUCCCUGAGCCCGCCAAGCCCGGGGACCCUAGGGAAGCUCGGAGGAAGGAGCGGCAGGCAAGGACGCCCCCGAGGAGGCGGACGCUCAGCGGCAGCGGCAGUGGUAGCGGCAGCAGCUACAGCGGCUCAAGUUCGAGAUCCAGGUCCCUUAGCGUGAGCAGUGUCUCCUCCGUGUCCAGUGCCACGUCCAGCAGCAGCUCAGUGCCCAGCGUGGACUCGGAGGACAUGUAUGCUGACUUGGCCAGCCCUGUGUCCUCAGCCAGCUCACGGUCCCCCACCCCUGCCCAGAGCAAGAAGGAAAAAGGAAAAGCUAAAAAGGAAGAUGGUGUUAAAGAGGAAAAGCGGAAAAGGGACUCUUCCGCACAGCCCACCAAGGCCGCCAAGCCCUCCGCAGGCGCCCGGUCCUCACAGCAGCCCUCCACCCCGCAGCAGGCGCCCCCAGGCCAGCCUGCCCCGGCCACGUUCGUUGCCCACAAGGAGAUCAAGCUGACACUGCUCAACAAGGCCUCGGAUAAAGCAGGCAGGAAGCGCUACGAGCCCUUAGACAAGGACCGGCCCAGCCCCCCUCCAGCCAAGCGGGCCACCCUGUCGCCAGACCGAGCUUCCCGCGACCGGAAAUCAGGGGGCAGGCUUGGCUCCCCGAAGCCUGAGAGGCAGAGAGGACAGAACCCAAAAGCCCCCUCAACACAGCCUGACAGGAAGCGCCAGCUGUCACCACAGGCCAAGGGCUCCAGCAAGGUGACCAGCGUGCCUGGUAAGGCGGACGCCCCCGGCGCGCCCGGCCCCAAGGCAGCCAAGGCCAGCACGCUGUCACGGCGCGAGGAACUGCUAAAGCAGCUCAAGGCCGUGGAGGAUGCCAUCGCCCGCAAGCGAGCCAAGAUCCCCGGCAAGGCGUAG
This is a messenger RNA of Elephantulus edwardii (Cape elephant shrew), 2805 nucleotides long. RefSeq names its product zinc finger CCCH-type containing 18 (gene ZC3H18). Bases 1 to 2805 code for a protein of 934 amino acids. The record is from RefSeq and is a predicted model, not a curated record. Lineage: Eukaryota; Metazoa; Chordata; Mammalia; Macroscelidea; Macroscelididae. Gene Ontology annotation, molecular function: metal ion binding. The transcript has 17 exons.